AUUUAAGGCUGUCGGAGGAGGGGCUUUGGAGCUGAGAGCAGAGUCUGGAGCAAUUGUCAUAGAUGAAACCAUUUCUGCGAAUGGUUUCUCUAAUAACAGUGGUAACGCCGGCGCCAUGGGUGGAACUAUUCGUUUACACGCCAAGGAGAUCCAUCUGAAAAGAAAAGCUCUGCUGACAGCUCGCGGCUCAGGUGCAGGUGGAGGUGUGGUUCAGCUCAGGAGUGAUGUUGAUGUGGAUGGAUUGUGCGAAUCCAAAUUUAACGUAACUGGCAAGACAUUUGGUCUUGUUAACAUCCUUGUUUCCACGAAAGCUACGAAUCAAGCACAGUACAUUCAGGAUGGAUAUUUGGAAAUUGACACCACUAACGCAAGGUGGAUGCACAAGUUGGCAACAAUGAACGGUUCCAUGGCAUAUUCGUACUAUGGCGAAAUCAAACCAUGGGAUUCAAACUCUGGUCAUCAAUAUAAUGUUUCCAUAUUCGAGUUCCAGACACCGAUUCUGAUCAAUGGCUCUACGAAGGUUAGCGUGUUCGGGUUACACUCAUUUCUGGUGAAAAGCAAGGAGGGCAUCUACAUAGGAGUGGACAUAAAUUUGAAAGAGUCCAUAGCAACUUUGACUAAACGAGUCGGUGGAUACUGCGUCACAAGCAGGAACAGAACAGAUGGGAAAGGCCCUGGCCGAGGACAGCCUGGCAAGAACGCAGGCGCCGGGCAUGGUGGAAAGGGUGGCUUGCUGUUUGAAGAUAACAAUAUCAUUUAUGGUAAAACAUAUGGAAUACAGCCUGAAAUACUUCUUAUUGGUGGAAGCACAGGAACGUCGAAUUGCUCGUCAAAUAAUUGUACCACUUCCGAUCCCGGUCUGGUGAUAGGUUGUGGUGGCGGAGCGAUUGAAAUUUCCUCAGAAAAGAACUUAACAAUCGAUGCUGUGAUCAGCGCCAAUGGUGAGACAAUUACACUUGAAUCAAUGGCUAGUAUGGGUGGAAGCAGCGGGGGAACAAUUAUUCUUAGAUCUGAAAAGCAUGUGAUCCUCGGUGACAAUGCGAGGCUAGAAGCCACGGGAGCAAAUGCUCAUGCAAAAGGUGGUGACAAUUCUAUCCGCCGUGGGGGAGGUGGAGGAGGGGUAAUUGCAAUCAUCAGCAAAGGCAGACCAGUUGGAACUGAAAUACUAUCUCCGAAUGAAAACACUGCGGGGGGAAAUGGUUCCAUUAGUGGAGAUAACGGCCUAGUGGUUAUCAACGGCUUCAAGAAGUACGGAUAUCCAGCGAAAGUUAUUGAGGUCAACGAAAGCUACGAAGGAUGUGUGAAUGGUAGCAAUAUAUCCAAUCCCCAAACAGUGACUAUGAAAGCCCAUGAAGCUUCACCAUCAAAAUGCAUCGAGAUUUGCCGUGAAAGAAAAUCCCAAUGGGCUUACGUAAGGGAGAGAAGCUGCAAAUGCUCGAACUCCAGCCAAACCUCGUCUAAGCUUAUUGAAAAGUGUAAUAAAAGAUGUUGGUCAAAUUCUUCACUUGUCUGUGGUGGCGAUGGGGAUGACGCCUUCAGUGCAUACAAGACAGGCUACGUCGCUGAAUUUUCAUAUACUAUAAUAUCCACUGCAACUUUAGCAGUUUUUACCACAUCAUCCGUGGUCAAUGCCAUUUCACCAAGUAAGACUGUAGAGGUAACGACGACGCCAACGACGCCAACUCAUGCCACCACAUCAUUAGUGGUCAAUGCCAUUUCACCAAGUAAGACUAUAGAGGUAACAACGACGCCAACGACGCCAACGACGCCAACUCAUGCCACCGCAUCAUUAGUGGUCAAUGCCAUUUCACCAAGUAAGACUGUAGAGGUAACAACGACGCCAACGACGCCAACGACGCCAACGACGCCAACUCAUGCCACCGAUGAAGCGAAGACUACCGAAGAAACGAAGCCUACCGAUGAACCUACGACCACGCCCCCAGACGAACCAUCGGGAAAGUUCAAAGACAUUGCAAAUGUCACAAUCACAGACGAAAACGUCGUUGAAGUUGUAAACCAGCUCAAAAACCUCACCAAAGAGGGAGACAUGAAUGGUGGAGACACGAAAGUCGCCCUGGGAAUCCUGCAGAAAAUCACCAGCAACAACAGUUUACUUCCCGCAAACAAAUCUGGGCGGCAGAAAAUAGGACAGAGCAUUCUUCAUGUUGCCAGCUCACUCUUGUCAGGGGAAAACGCUGCCAAUUGGGGCGUACCAACAGAUAACGAAAAUAAGACGGACAAGGUGACUUCUCAGACCCAAGUUUUGGAAGUUAUAGAAAAAAUUGGUCUAAAAAUUGGAGAAAAACUUGGUGAUGACGACAGCUUGGUCGUAGAAAGUGAAAAUAUAGCUAUGGGUGUAGAGACCAAGGUACCUGACGAGUCUUCCCCUGGGGUGAAAUAUCCAAGAUAUGGUGAACUCGGCCCAGAAUGGAGAGGACAGGAUCGUGUAUUUGUUAAUAGAGAACUCUUCGACAAGAUGGCGGCAGAUAACAGCUCAAGAACAACAGUUGUCUAUGCCAUUUACAAUCAAGUCAGCGAGCAUUUCCCUACGAAUACAAUCAGCAAAAAGAGCUCUGAGAGUCUAAUUGUGAACUCCCGAAUUCUGGCUCUAAAGUUUAACAAGCCACUUCCUCCUCCAUUGAAGACACCUAUUAAACUAUGGUUUGAUAAAUUGGAGAAGGGCGAAAAUGUUACGAAGCCUUCCUGUUCGUUUGUGGACUUCGAGAGUGCAAGGGGCUCGUGGUCACACAAGGGAUGUCGCGUGGUCAAGGAAAAGGACCAGAAUGUCGAGUGCGCCUGCGAUCAUCUCACAAACUUUGCAAUUUUGAUGCAAGUGAAGGAAUUUGAAAUUGAACCGGAUCACUAUAAAGCUUUGACAGUCAUUACGUACGUAGGCUGUGGAGUUUCAUUAUUUGGACUCGCGCUCACUUUGGCGACUUUCUUAUCACUUGAGACGUUAGCUUCAGAACGGACCUCAAUUCACAAGAAUCUUGUGGUAGCCAUUGGACUCGCGCAGAUAAUUUUCCUGGCCGGCAUAGAUGCCACAUACAACCCCAUUGCGUGUAAAGCCGUUGCUUUGUUCUUGCACUAUUUAUACACAGCGGCUUUCACGUGGAUGUUAUGCGAAGGAGUUCAUCUGUACAGCAAAGUGGUAGAAGUAUUCAGCGAAGGAUCUAAGAUGAAAUACUACUACGCCUUAGGCUGGGGUCUACCGUUGACCAUUGUGUUCAUUUCCGCCUGUUCUCGCUGGGGAGGAUAUGGGAACGAGCGAGCCUGCUGGAUUUCAAUCACUGACGGGCUUAUUUGGGCUUUUGUUGCUCCAGUUCUUAUCGUGAUGACGAUCAACUUUGUGGUUAUGAUAAUGGUAAUCAGAGUGAUCAUCGCAUCUGUAACGUCACUACAGAAUCCUGGCAAUGCUUCCCAAGUCAGGGCUGGCGUCAAAGGCAUGAUUGUUUUACUGCCUCUGCUCGGUCUGACGUGGGUCUUUGGACUUUUGGCCAUCAAUAAGGACACUAUUGCUUUCCAGUAUUUAUUUGCCAUCCUCAAUUCACUUCAGGGACUUUUCAUUUUUGCUUUCCACUGUAUCGGAAACACCGAGGUACGAGUUGCAUACAAAAGACUCCAUGAGAAAAGGACUUUGGCAAAGAGCCUUCCUGAACACUCUCUGUCUUCAACACACCACAUGUCAAGCCGGCCGGCAAAGAAACGAAUGGACUCUCACGAGACGAACUUCACCGGGGAUGAUGACAUCAUUGUUACUAAGACUAUCCGGAGCGUGUCGGAUGUGAAGAUUUCUGGGGACAACUUGGCCUUGCAAACGUUCGGUGACACUGAUUCUGGCCGCUGGUCGUUAAACUGUCCGUCUCCUGACCCAUUCGUGGACCUGGAUCACAUCAAACGAGCGUGAGAUCAUCCUCUACACAGUCCAGCUCUCAUACAGAAUUUUCAGAGCAACUAAGGCCGUUAACCAAAGAAGGCAGAAAACGCAAGAAAAGCUCCAGCCAUAGAAAAACAUUCUUUCAAAACUUUAGACCAAAAGUGUUAGGUUCCUGUAGCAUUGUAUAAGGACUUUAUUCUUUUAACCUGUGCGCGUCAUACGCCUUGUAGCCUUCGAGUUGGAAGGCGUAUGAUAAUUUUCCCUGCGAACGUGGAGCAGGCUCCUUGCAGCAUCUCUAAUUGUGCGAUCGUAGUCGAAGUUACUCGUAGGCUGUUUAAAGUCGUUGAGAAGAUUGUUUUGUUAACACUACCACGUAUUGUCUUCAAGUGAGUGAUCUGCUUCAUUAAGGCUUCGUUUGAGGCGCAUUUAACAAAUGUAAAUAGUGAAAACAUGAGUAGGGAGUGGUGUGCGUGUUGGGCCGGUGGAGAGCAGCUGAGGAGAAGGCUAGUAUGAAUCAUUCGCAAGAAGUUAUAAUCUCUUGUCAUCUGAUAGAUGCAGUGUUCUACAAUCUGAAGUUGACAUGAGAUCAGUGUAUAUGGAGAGAUGUAUACACUGGACCCUUUAACCCCUAACAGUGAUUGGCUUUUAGUUUCUCUUUACUGUAUCACUCUUGAAUCAAAUAUUAAGGUCAUUAGAAUAAAGGAAAUGAUAACCAA
Messenger RNA from Pocillopora damicornis (cauliflower coral), 4593 nucleotides. RefSeq lists its product as uncharacterized. Gene Ontology annotation, cellular component: plasma membrane. The record is from RefSeq and is a predicted model, not a curated record. Gene Ontology annotation, biological process: cell surface receptor signaling pathway; G protein-coupled receptor signaling pathway. Gene Ontology annotation, molecular function: G protein-coupled receptor activity. NCBI's taxonomy places the organism in Eukaryota, Metazoa, Cnidaria, Anthozoa, Scleractinia, Pocilloporidae.